UGUGCAUUUUGUGAAGGUAAGAAUCCAGAGCGGGGUAGUUUGGGAGAGUUGGGCAGAGCUGGGGCAAGGCUGGGAUGGAAGCUUCCCCCCCCCCCCCUUGCAUGGAAGAAACAGAGAGGAGAGGGAAAGGGUGCUGAGUCCAGCCUCCUCUACUCAUGCUUCCUUCCUGGACAAAACCUCCCAAAGAUGUUUGAUUUAAUGUACAGUAAAAGCAAACUGAUUAAUCCAGAUGCAAGCGACCAAGUCGUCGUGACACCCUGCAGAGACUUCCAGAACACAGUGUGCGGCUGUAAGUCGGGCUACUUUGAGGAGUCGAAGUAUCCUGGGCACCUGGAUUGCCAGAAAUGCACAGACUGCUUGUCUAUGAAUCGGCAAACACAGCAGAACUGUGAGUAUCCCAAAGCGCUCAAUAUCUGCCUUUGGAUCACUGUUUCCCAAACAAGAGAUAAAUUAGGUACAUAAUUGAACAAGAGAUAAAUUAAGUUUUUCUUUUCUGGCAACCCCCACCCCCCUUCUUGAUAAUUUUUAUAGCAUCAACCAAGUUACCAAAAGGAAAUAGAAAUGAAUGAAAUUAAAACUCAGUGUGUGUGUGUGUGUGUGUGUGCGCGUGUGUAGGCAAGUUGUCACAAUUGCCAACUAAGAGUACAGCUACGUGAUGCCUGCAUUGCAGAAGUUUGGAUUAAAUGGCCCUUAGGGUCCCUUCCAACUCUACAGUUUUAUUAUUCUUUUUUUUUUAAAAAAAUAGCAAUUUCAACAUAACAAAAUAUCAAAACAUAUCAUAUUCAUUAUUUUUCCCCCUUCCCCCCACCUCCCCAUUGAACCUCUCCCCUCCCCCCGAGACUUCCCUCAGCUCCUCUCUGAUUUCUCAACACAUAUUAUUCUCUGCAUAUUGUAAAAUUGUAUACCGGUAAAUCCUUAUAUUAUCAGUCUAUUAUGUUAACAGUCAAUAAAUUUGUGUAUGUUUAUUCAAAACCUGCCAAGGAGUCCAAUUCUUUUUGUUGUCUUUUAAAGUAAUUUGUAUACAAUUCUAUGAUUCUAUGCAGGAUUUUGUCAGGGCUUUGUCGAGAAAUUUAGGAGAAAUGUGUGUUAAAUGCUGAAGAAUUAAAAAUAAAGAAAGAAAGAAAGAAAGAAAGAAAGAAAGAAAGAAAGAAAGAAUGGCAAGCCGAUGCAGAAAUGUGACGAACUCAACAUAAGAUUGGAGAAACGGGAAACCAAAUGAAUCCAAAACUCAUGGCCUUGUCCAACCCUCCGAGAGAGAGGAGACUAGUAGAGCUGCAGUCAAAUGGCUGGCUGUAUUGAAAUCCUAAACUGGUCCCGAAACCGAUUACCAUGGGGCUUCUCUUUCCUCGCAGGCUCCCGAAAGGCGAACACAGAGUGUGGAGACUGCCUGCCUGGCUUCUGCCUAUCUGGAGAAAGCUGCCAGCCAUGCCCAACGUGAGAUGCCCUUGGUUGUUCUUGACAUCCUUCCUCCAUGGGGAAUUCUGAGGGAGGGGAGGAUACUAGAAGUGAGGCCUGGUUUUCCCUUUGGCUAAAGGUCUCCCAAGAGGGCUGCCACAUUCUCAGCCAUAUUUUAUUUAAAGAACCACACCAAAAUAGGGCAGGGGAUACUCUCUCUAUUGUUCCUUGCUUAUCAGCCUCAGUUUCCUGGUUCCCUUGCUAAAAAUUUGUGAGCGUGGGAUUUGCUAGCCGUGUUCAGCACCUUCCCCUGAGGAUCUCUGAAAGUUAAAUAUUUGAGCACAGAACAGACCCAUUCUGGACUCUUCCAGAUAACUUUUUAUUGAGCUUUCAUCCUGAUAUGUUUUCCCAUAUACAAAAUGGGCUGCUUAUUGAGUAUUCACUCUGAUUUGUUUGCCUUGCACCAAUGGAUUGUGACCCUGCACUUUCCAUUCCAUUUCCCACCACUUUCCUUACUGCAAAAAGUCCAGGGUUGGUUUUUUGGGUUGGUUUUUUUAAAAGCAGGUUUGUUGCAGCAAGUCAAUUUCAGCUGCACAACCUGAAUUUGAUGUUCCAUGACUGAAUCCGACUUGCAAACAGCCGUCUGGAAGCAGCCCUGGUCUGCCAUGCAAAUUCAUCACUGGCACCUGCCAGUCGACGCUACCCAUUUAGGACUGUUUGAUCACUGGUUCAUUCUCUUUUUCAAGUAUAUUCCUUUGGAGAAUCAGCCCUGGACUUUAAAUUGUUGGCAGUCAGCUGGGUUGGGAAAUAAACCAACAUGGCGGGCAGCAAAUGUAAUGUCAAUGGUGAUGUGGACAGUAAGAAUUCAAUGAGAAUUGCAAUGUUCCAAGCUCAUCCCUGUCUUCGUCAUUUUAGUCAGUGGGUGCCAGUAAGCUCCACGUAAAAUCAUUUGUAAAUUUCUUUGAUUUUUAUGUAUAUAUUUAUUUAUUUUGCAAAAAGCAACCAAUAAUUUUUAUCAAAAUCAUCAUCACCAUUAGUAGCAUAUCCCCCAUAGAGAUUCAGGUAGGUAGCCGUGUUGGUCUGACACAGUCUAAAUAAAUAAAUUAAAAAAUUGUCCAGCAGCACCUUGGAGACCAGCUAAGUUUGUUCUGGGUAUAAGCUUUCAUGAUACACUUCAGUUACACUGAAACAGAAGUAUCUGAAGAAGUGUGCAUGCACACGAAAGCUUAUACCCAGAACAUACCCAUAGAGAUGCUGUGGAUGAGUCUCUCUUAAAUUCUCAAGUGCCCUUAUGUUCUCUUUGACAUACAACACAAAGCAACCCUCAACACAUCAUUUCCCUGUCCUUUGUAAUGCUUGUACCCAGGCAUAGCCUACAAAUUCUCUCCAUUCCUGCAGUUUCUUAUUAUGCUUACUGUCUCUGUGUUCUUAGUUCAGCUCCAAGCCCUCUCCAGCUCCCUCCUAUCACCUCGGAAGCCUCCGCCAUUAACAUAUAAGUCCCUCUCCAAAUGUCUCUGGUGUCCCCAUUGCCACCACCAUGGCCUUGGGCCUCUUUGUGGGCUCAUGGCUGAGUUCUGCUCUACCCAGUUUUGGUGACCUUGAAUGCUGAGGCCAGCCUUCCUCAACGUGGUGCCCUCCAGAUGGUUUUGUAUUGCAGUGCCCUUCCUCCCUUACCGCUCUUUUGUCAUGUUGGCCAGACUGGUGGGAAUUGGAGAAAGCCAUGUUGGGGAAACCUGGUUAGCAUCCUUAUCCCAUAGGGAUGUGUUACCUCAAGCUAGACAUUCUCCACCUUUUGUCCACCCCCAACAGACCCCUUUCUUUCAGUCCCCUGCAUUGCCACCCUUCUGUUUGGGGGCUUAAGCCCCACUGAUCUGUAAUCUACAAGUGGAGCCUGUCCCUUUCUGUCUAUGAUCUGCUUGUCUCAAAACACACCCUGCUCCUGCACGCUGCCUACCAAAUCAAACUCUAUUCUGCUCACACCCACCAUCUCUCACGCAGACAUCGGAAGCUCUCCAUCCCACCUCUUGCUUAGUUGACCUCAGGAAGCAUUUCUGUAAGGACUGCCUUUAGAUUUCAACAGACUACCUAGAAACUUAUUUUAUCUUUCCCCCCCAGAGCAAGAAUGCAGUCUAACUCUGAUGCCUCACGACUUCCGGUACCCACCACCCCAAGCAGGCAAGUCCCCACGCGAUCACCUGCCCCUCACAAAGUGAUCUCUCCCUGAAUCACUUUGUCAUCACCCAAUAAACAGGUCGCUGUGAUGAAAGCAGGGGUGGUCAAAAGAAGCCUCUUCCCACCCCUUCCCUUUCCAACUGUAACACAACAGCCCUGCAGUGCGGCCUGGGAGAAUUGUCUGGGAGAAUGGGCUGCCUUUGUGACCUAUAUUUACCUAAAGGACUUAACUCUUUUUGACUUCCAGCAAGAGUCCCAGAACUGAAAUCUGCGGCAAGGACUGUAAAUUUGGUAGGUCAUGGCAAUCCCAGGAUAUGUCACUCCUGGUGUUAUGAGCUCAGUUUAGUGUUUAUUGGAGGGGUGUGGGUAACCUCAGGGUCAGGGGCCAAAUGCAGCACUCUGCCUGGCCCUUGGGAGUUUCCCCUGGUCAUGCCUCACAGUAGCCUGAACUUUGCACCUUCCUGGAGUACUUUGGCUUGACUGCAAUGUGUCUAUGGCCUGUGAUUGCACCUUCUGCUUGCCUGGAUGAUGGAGAAAGGGGUGUUUAUGUGCAUGGAAACCUGUUUCUUGUGCGACUGAAACAUAGCCUAUGAUAGGGCUGUCAUAUUUCAAGAAGUGAAAAUAUGGACGCAAACAAAUUGUUGACUUUAAAAAAAAAUCCCCUCCAAAAUGCAAUUUUUUGGUUAUGUUGCCGAAAAUCCAGAACAAACUGCCGCUUUUCGGACAUUCCCCCCAGAUAUCACUUCUGCCACUGAGAUCCCAAUUAAUGUCUGGGAAAAUCUGGACGUAUGGCAACCGUAGGCUCUAAGAUAGUAAAGUAAGAGUCACAUUACUUGCCCCAGGUUCAGUCCUCAAUGGCAUCUUCAGGUGAAGCUUUACAACUGGGUUGGACAAAUUUGUGAAGGAGAAGUUAAAUGUGUGUUACAUUAGGGUUGCCAUCCAUCUGGGUUCAGCCAUACAUUGCCAGGAUUCGGCCGUCGGAAACAGUGUCUGGGGGGAAAUCGCUUAAAUGUCCAGGAAAAUCUGGACGUAUGGCAACCCAUGUCAGAAAUGUAGAUUUUGGCAAAUUCCCUUAAAAAUAGCUCAAAAACAACUUCUUCUUCUUCUUCUUCUUCUUCUUCUUCUUCUUCUUCUUCUUCUUCUUCUUCUCUCAACAGCUGUUGCGUCCAGAUUUUCACUUUUUGAAAUGGUUAAAUGGGACCUCCAUGCCACUUUUGUUCAGGUUGAGCCAGUACAGUACAGAGGUUAGGGUGUUCAGCUAAGACCUGGGAGAGUCUAGGGUUCAAAUCCCCACUCAGCCUUGAAGCUCACUGGGUGACUUUGGGUCAGUCACUGUCUCUCAGUCUAACCAACCUCGCAGGGUUGUUGUAUGUGUGAGGGGGGCGGAAGGUGAGGCAGAAUCAUGUAUGCCACCUUGAGCUUGAAUAACAGUGAGACUGGAGAAGCCAGUAUAAGUUGCAAUUUCAGUUGCAUUUGGGGAAACCGCUUGAGGCAUCCAUUGUGUUGAGCUCCUUCAACUGCUUCUGUUUGAUUUGCUCAUUGCGGACAGCUGGAAGUUUGUAAAUUUGUGAUAAUAUACCUGAUUUUCAAUGGGGGGAGGGUUUCAAUAAUUUCGAUUGCAACUGUAUGUGCCCAUGCACUGCGGUAGUACAAUGUCUGGGGAGCUUGGCCAAGGCUAGGUGUUUGAUUCCUCACUUUUUGGUCUCUUCCUGCGUGUCUUCUAAGCUAUAGGUGUCUGUGGAUGCUUGAUGCUUCUGGCAGCAGCCUUCAUUGUGUACUGUAUAAGGAGAUUUGCCCCCCGUGCUGAGAAGAGCUACUCCACAUCUCCAUGCAUCCAGACUGGCCAGCCUACCAAACACCUUUGCAAUGGUAAUCCUAAGGUGGAAACAGGACCGGUCCUGCCAUUUGGGUAGAGUGUUUAGGGGCUGUAGCUGCAGACCCCCCUCCAGUCCAUUCACCUCUGUUGGGGAUGGGAGCUGUGUGCCCCACAAGCCAACCAUUUGCCCUCUCAGCUGGUUCACUGAAGUUCAGUAGCCCCAGGCUGUUGCUGAAGUAAGAUUCAAUCAGUCAGCCUGAACAGCUUCUACACAUGGAACAGGGCAGGAUGGGAUCCUAUCCUCUGCCUCAGGCAGAAAAAUGUCUUGGGCUGGCUCUGAGUAGGAAAGUCCUCUCACGGGGUGGUCACAUCCACCACACAUGUAAAGUGCUUCAGACCGAUUACAAUAUAUAGAUCAAUCCGUAUAAGUCCAGCUGUUGCAAUUAUACCCGUUUUGCAGAUAAAGAACUGAGGCUGAAAUAAUAACAGCUCGCCUAAGCUGGCAAGGGAGUUAAUGAAAAGAGUUCAAUGCAGAGAGGAACUACAGUUCCCAGGAUUCUUCCCCCCCCUCUCUCCAGUCAUUUACCGUAUUUUUCUGUGUAUAACACACCUCCUAUUUUGGGGGGCUAAAAAUUAAGAAAAUGGGGGGAGAUUGCCCCCAUGUAUAAGACUACCCCCCCUUUAAACAUUGUUUUUAAGUAAAAAAAACCUAGUCUUAUACACAGAAAAGUAUGGUAUAUUAAAUCUCCAAAAAUAUUCCAGAACAUUAUGAUUAUUAUUAUUUUUUUAAAAAUGUAUAAAGUUUCUUGACUUCCUACCCCUAUCCUGUUGUUCAUUUUUUUUACUCCAUUUUAUUAGCUGUUUUACAACACAUGCGUUUUUACUAGCUAAACUCCAGUAUCAUCAAUCCACCGCUUAUAUUUCAAAUGCUGCCAUCCUCCCAUCCUCCUUGGACACUUCAUCAUUAUGGCCUCUUAAUCUGGCAGUUAAUUUUGCCAUUUCAGCCCAGUCCAUCAUUUUCAUAAGCCAUUCUUCCUUCCUUGGUAAUCCUUCCUCUUUCCACCUCUGUGCAUAUAAAGUUCUAGCUCCUAUUACACUUCCCAUAAUUCUUUUGAGGGAUGCCAUGACAAUCUCAAAUGCUUUAAAUGUUCAGUGUGGAUGGGCCCUUUUCCUAGCAACCUAACCACUAAAGGUGUAGCAAAUAUCAUGUCCAGCUCAUGCAGAAGCUCUCCAAGAAUUUCGACGUGCCCAUUGCUCUCGGAGACCAGUGUCUAUGCCCCUUGAGAUCUCCUGCUGCAGCUGGAAGAUGCCCCCAGAGCCUUGCGGUUGGUAAAGCCAAGUCUUUGUUUUUGCAGGCACGGUGCCGAUGCCCCUCCUAUUUCUCCAUUCAGAGCCUCCCGCCGCAUCCCUCACCGAGAAAGAGAAACUGGUGAACGGAGCACCCCCGAUCUGUGGUUUGCUGCAAGGCAGAAACAUGUACGCCGUGAUUGACGCUGUGCCAGUCCGGCGCUGGAAAGAGUUUGUGCGGGGUCUGGGCCUGCGCGACAGGGAGAUUGAGCUGGUGGAGCUGGAGCACUCGCAAUUCCGCGAGCAGCAGUAUGAGAUGCUCAAGUGCUGGUGCCAGCAGCAGCAGGGGCCCUCGACAGAUGCCAUCUUCACCGUCCUGGAGAGCAUGCAGCUGGGCGGCUGCGCCCAGGAACUGAGACAGCAGCUGCACACCAACAGCUAGCAGGGGAGCCCCUGAGAUGAGGUGGGGGCAAAGAUCUGAGCUAUGCCGUUCCCCACCCCAUCUCAGACAGACUUGCGCUGGGGCAAAGGAAACAGAGAGCUCCAACCUCAUGGAAGGAGCACUGCAGGUAUAGAACUUUGCAGUGACAUUGAAAUCCUACUCCAGGUAUUCUGGAACAUGUGUAGUGCCUAAGACACUGAGCUGCAACCCAAGGAUGAUGCAGUUCCAAUGGAUAUCCUAGGUGGCCUCUGAGAUAGGGAGAUAAUACUUCAUCCCCCUUACAUGCCGGUAGAUGUAAAGUUUGCUGAGAUUAUGUACGUGAAAUGCUUUGCACAGACUAAAAUGCUCUAAGGUACUAUUAGUGAUUCAGCAGGACACCUUGCUACAAAUUAUGGCCAAGACUUAUGCCUCAGAGCUUGGCUGCCCACAGGAAGGAUGAGACAACCAGAAUACUUCUCUCCCACAGCCCCUUGCCCACCCGCCACUCACCUCUCAGCCCUUCUGCAAGUUUCCUCUCAGUCAAACCACCCUUCCGAUUUCUUCAGUGUCCAGCAGGGUUGAGCAUUCCAUGACUGAGCCUCCCCACUCAGGAGUUGGAAUGUUCAGGAACAUUUUGUGACCUCACAGGAGGUCACCCAAUGGCUGGCAAGAGUGCCAGGAGCCUGUUUUGAAAAAUGUAUUUAUGUGUUUUCACUAUGUCAAUUCUAACGCACUUUAACAACCAGGGGCUCGUGAUUCUGAACCUGAUUGAGCCCUGGAAAGAUACACGUGAUGGUCCCAGGAGCUCCUAGUUUUCCCACACCAGGAAGUCUGCAAUUUGAUUGGCUUUCACUGUUUUUUAAUUUGUUAAGUGGCCAAACACAGGGCAAUCUCCAGGCGUCUUGCAAUCUAUUUUAAUCAUGUACCAAAUCCUAUCAAAUGCCCGAGUGAAGAUGAGGGCUUAAUCAGGUUCUAAGAAAAUGUCAGUGUCGGCACCAGGCAGGGCUCACUUGGGAAAGAAUUCUGCAGGUGGGGGGGACACCACAGAAAAGGCCCUGUUCCUCACUGCCAUGCCUUAAAACUCUCUCUGAGCCAGCCCACAGAAAAGGACCUCAGGUGAUGUUUAUAAGGGUUGUCAAGAGAAGUGGUGGUCUACCUGCAGACUAAAUAAUGUGUCUGUAGGCCAGAGGGAGCUCAGCAUAAGAACUUUAGUACAGCCUUCAGGGUGAGGCCAAUGGCCCAUCUAGUCCAGCAACUUGUACACACCAGAUGCCCUGGUGGUAAACCCUCAAGCACAUAUUUUGCAUGGGGGGGACCCCCUCAGGUGCCAUUCCUGCCAUCUCUAGGGGUUUUUGGGAAGACCCUUGCUGGAGACACUCCUGCCCGUCAGCUAGGCGGACCCAAAGGUUUGGCUUCCUGUGUUUUUAUGCAUAGAAAGAAGAGAAUAGACAGCUAGCUGUUGGGGACCCUCCAGCUUUCAAAUUUCCGGUCUCGAGCAGCGAAUUGGGAUUCGAGGGCCGUCAUCCAAAUCCGGGAUGCUGCAGGAUUGCUAUUUAUGAAACAUCCAGUUCUCUGCCAUUUUUCUGGUGCUACAUUUCCAAGGCCAUUUUCAGAAUUCCCUGCUGGUUGCAGCAACGGGGCACUCAAGCUGAGUUGUGAAUAUUGUCAUUCAAAUUUGAACUAGAGACUACCAGCUCUCGCGCUCUCUGCCAUGGCCACUCCUUCAAAGCAAACACUGGAGUUGGGUGCUGGUUGAAUGCUAAACUUCCUGGGCUUAGAGUUUUGUUUUGAACAAUUGAGCGGUAUAUACAUUUUGUUAAAUAAUAAAAAAAUGCUCCACACCUCCGCCUACGACUCCCUUCCAUUCCCCCUCUGUUCAAAAACCCUUUCCACCAUGGCAUCGUUAUUUCAGUUUCAGG
Molecule: messenger RNA, 9010 nt
Organism: Podarcis lilfordi (Lilford's wall lizard)
Lineage: Eukaryota; Metazoa; Chordata; Lepidosauria; Squamata; Lacertidae
Source: the annotation of a GenBank genome assembly